Molecule: messenger RNA, 939 nt
Organism: Ophidiomyces ophidiicola
Lineage: Eukaryota; Fungi; Ascomycota; Eurotiomycetes; Onygenales; Onygenaceae
Gene: PRN1
Product: RNA pol II transcription cofactor
Exons: 1
Coding region: 1-939 (312 amino acids)
Source: RefSeq, a predicted model, not a curated record
AUGUCAAUCCCACGCGCAAUUCGACAGGCUUUCCUUGCCAUUGAACAGUCAGAGGGAGCCGGCGCACGAGUUCGCAGGUCGAUUGGAACGGCAAGGCUUCGCAAUUUCAGCCCAUUUCUAAUGCUUGAUCAUUUCACAAUUGGGAAAGGGGCUGGGUUUCCGGAUCAUCCCCAUCGCGGCCAAGAAACAAUCACAUAUCUGCUUUCAGGAGGCGUCGACCACGAGGAUUUCGCGGGGCACAAGGGUACUAUUGGCCCAGGCGAUCUGCAAUUUAUGACUGCAGGCCGAGGGAUUAUCCACGCAGAAAUGCCACAUGAGAAUCCAGAUGGAAGUCCUAAUAUUGGCAUGCAGCUGUGGGUUGAUUUACCAGAGAAUCUCAAAAUGUGCGAGCCCAGAUAUCGCGACCUUCGUGCCUCUGAAAUUCCUAGUGUUACAGCAGAUGAAGGCAAGGCAGUCAUCAAGGUCAUAUCAGGUCAGUCGCAUGGCGUAGAUUCCAUCCGUGAUCUCGCUUAUACGCCAGUCUGGAUUUUCGACAUAAUACUCAGGCCAGGAGGGAAAGUUACGCAAGGGUUACCCAAAGGGUGGAAUGCCUUCGCAUAUACACUUUCUGGAACAACAACAUUUGGGGAUAAUUCUGCGGAAUUGUCAACUUCACUGGAGCAAUCCAAGACCGUCGCUCCGUUUCACAACGUCGUUUUUGAAAAGCAGGGGGAGGUGGUCAAUGCCUUCAACUCUCCGGACGCCAAAGAGGACUCGCGUUUCAUAUUGAUUGCUGGACAGCCACUGGAUCAAAAGGUUGUCCAGUAUGGGCCGUUUGUAUUAAAUUCUCAAGAAGCAGUACACCAAGCCAUGAUGGAUUAUCAGACCUCAUCGAAUGGAUUUGAAAGAGCUAGAGGUUGGGAGAGUGAGAUUGGGAAGAAAAUGGGACAAAAUAUUUGA